CACAAGGGGGGAGCGGUCUGGCUGGUCGGUGGCAUCUCCCCCAGAGACCCGGAGCUAGAGAUGCUAUUAGGCGGUCCUUCUAUCAAGUGUGAGAAGUUGGCCCGGAGAUGCAAAACUUCGUUCUAUACGAGGAGAUCGGCAGAGGAAGCAGGACCAUUGUCUAUAAAGGGCGACGGAAGGGAACAAUCAAUUUUGUAGCUGUUUUUUGCACAGAUAAGUGCAAAAGGCCUGAAAUAACGAACUGGGUCCGUCUCACCCAAGAAAUUAAACACCAGAAUAUCGUAACCCUGCACGAAUGGUAUGAAACCAGCAAUCAUCUCUGGCUGGUAGUGGAACUCUGCACAGGUGGUUCCUUAGAAAUGGUCAUUGCUCAAGAUGAAAACCUCCCGGAAGAUGUUGUGAGAAGCUUUGGGAUUGACCUGAUUACUGGAUUGCAUCAUCUUCAUCAACUUGGCAUUCUCUUUUGUGACCUUUCUCCUGGGAAGAUUCUCUUGGAAGGGCCCGGCACGUUGAAGUUUAGUAAUUUCUGCCUGGCCAAAGUGGAAGGUGAAAAUUUGGAAGAUUUCUUUGCUUUGAUGGCAACAGAAGAAGGAGGAGGUGAUAGUGGGGAACAUGUGCUGAAGAAAAAUAUGAAAAGUAGAACCCGAGGAUCGCUUGCUUACACAGCACCCGAAAUUGUGAAGGGCACCGACUUCUCCGUCGCCAGCGACCUCUGGUCUUUGGGCUGUCUGCUGUAUGAGAUGUUCUCAGGAAAACCUCCAUUCUUCUCAGAAAGUGUUUCAGAAGUAAUUGAAAAGAUUGUUCAUAAAGAUCCUUCGCCACCUAUUCCAAAAGAUCCUUCUCUUCCUAAAGCGUCUCCAGAUUUUAUGAAUUUGCUGGAUGGUUUGCUUCAAAAGGAUCCUCAGAAAAGAUUAACUUGGGCAGGCCUGCUGCGGCAUCCGUUUUGGAAGGAUGCUUUUACCAGAAGAGAUCAGGACUCGAACACCGAGGACUCCAGCAUCAGCAGAAACAUGAUGGAAUGUUCCGGGUCACAAGAUGCCAAGGAGCGUGUGAGGAGCCCCCCGAGCGGACAGGCCAGAGGGGAGAGGAGUGGUCAGCGGCCGAGUCGCUCUUGGAGACUAGAAGAUCCAGCUGAGUUGCGGCCUAAGAAUACUCUUGGGGGUCAACUGAAUGAGUCCAUGUUCCUUCUCAGUUCUCGUCCUACGCCGCGAACCAGCACUGCCGUGGGGUCAGGUCCUGGUGAGGAUGUGGCCCAGAGUUCACCGCAGAAGGCGCCUCCUUCGACCAAGACCACAGGUGGGCACCUGAGCCAGCAGGACAUGGAAUCCCAGAUGAGGGAGCUCAUCUACACAGACGCAGAACUCGUCGUCACGCCGAUUAUUGACAAUCCCAAGAUCAUGAAACAACCACCAAUUAAAUUUGAUCCAAAAGUAUUGCAUCUACCAGCAUAUUCAGUGGACAGGUUAGUGUCCCUGAAAGACCAGGACUGGAACGACUUUCUGCAACAAGUGUGCUCACAGGUCGACUGCGCCGAGAAGACCAUGGGCGCCUCCCGGGCCAAGCUGAACCUCCUGUGCUUCCUGUGCGUGGUGGCCGGUCAGAGGGAGGUGGCCACCAGGCUCCUGCACUCCCCCCUG
Myotis lucifugus (little brown bat) is the source of this 1637-nucleotide messenger RNA. It is a transcript of the gene ULK4, whose product is annotated as unc-51 like kinase 4. The annotation marks the transcript as partial. Gene Ontology annotation, molecular function: ATP binding; protein kinase activity. Gene Ontology annotation, biological process: protein phosphorylation. Lineage: Eukaryota; Metazoa; Chordata; Mammalia; Chiroptera; Vespertilionidae. The transcript is spliced from 15 exons. The record is from RefSeq and is a predicted model, not a curated record.